AAACACGCUUUGGAAGCGGAGUCAUCGAGAAGCCUGAGAAGCAUCAGAUUGGAUCCAGCGCUCAACGAACUCGUCGUCAUCGGCUCUGCUGUUGAGAACGUCGACGAUAUUGCAGAAACUAGUGAGAUAUCCAAGAAGGAGAAUGUGAAAUCUAAGGAGAACACGUCUACGUCAUCAGAAAGUGUUGUAAACAAGUCGAAGGAAGCACUUGCGGCUAAGAUGUCGAAAACACAGAUUUCCAAGUCGCAAGAGAAAGUUUCAAAAUCCGCUGAACUUUCGUCAGCUACCAAACCCAUUUCACAAGCCCGUAGGCCCUCCAUCGUGGCUUUACGACCACCUCCACAGUCAACUGAACCCAAACUCAGCUCACCAGAUCCUGUUCCAUCGCUCGAGGACUCUCAACCCCAGUCACAAUCUGCCAAGAGCUCUCCUACUUUAAAAACAGAGCUCGAGGACUCUCAACCCCCGUCACAAUCUGCCAAGAGCUCUCCUACUUUAAAAACAGAAGAAAGUUCAGUGGAGCAAUCAUUGACGACAAAAGGGAGUCGGUCGGAACGCAGUCUCAGCCAGCUUAAAAGUUCGGAACUGGUGGAUUCCUUUGACACAAGGAGCAAUCGCACCUUCGAAGCCAGUGAAUCGUUGUCGGGACCCAGAAAGACGAAACUGAGCUCUUUAAAGCGUGCCAUUAUUCCAAUCAUCAAAGGACAUAAACCUAGACCAGUUUUCAAGCCGUCAUCGUCGACUCCGGUGACCGCUAGAUCUCCGUCAUCCCCUGAUCGUACACUGGAUGCGAAACCUUUACCUAGCGGUCGCCCUAAACCAUCAUUAAGACCGUCAUCAUUGACUCCAGUGCGAAGAACCGCCAGAUCGCCAGCGUAUUCAGGUGCACAAGGAGCAAGACUUUCACCUACUGCUAGCGCCACAGCAGCACCUAGGCCAUCAUCGAUGACUCCGCCAAGUAGGACUGCCAGAACGCCAUCCCCACUCCCCAGCGUGGCACAAGGCAGCAAGAACUUCAGCCUAACUAGUAAAGCCCAUACAGCAGUAGCUAGGCCAUCAUCGUUGACUCCGCCAAGUAGGACUGCCAGAUCGCCAUCAUUCUCUGCACAAGUGCUCAAAACUGCUCGGUCGUCAUCUUUCUCUGGUGCACAAGGUGCAAGACCUUCGCCUAUUAGUGGUCCUGGACCAGCACGUAGACCAGCUUCAGUAACUCCAACGGGAAAAGCUGCUCACUUGCCAGUGUACUCUGAUGUGCGCAAGGAAGGUAAACCGUUCACCUACAAUGCCGGGACCGAUUUUCCAACACCAUCAAUCACAUUAGGGGCCAGAAUCAAAGAAGGGAUAAUUAGUUAA
Cooperia oncophora is the source of this 1353-nucleotide messenger RNA. The record is from the annotation of a GenBank genome assembly. Lineage: Eukaryota; Metazoa; Nematoda; Chromadorea; Rhabditida; Trichostrongylidae.